Messenger RNA from Melampsora larici-populina 98AG31, 897 nucleotides. RefSeq lists its product as uncharacterized. The record is from RefSeq and is a predicted model, not a curated record. Bases 1 to 897 code for a protein of 298 amino acids. The transcript has 8 exons. NCBI's taxonomy places the organism in Eukaryota, Fungi, Basidiomycota, Pucciniomycetes, Pucciniales, Melampsoraceae.
AUGUCACAUGGUGGUUCUGCCCCAUAUGAUUAUGGGCCUCACAGAAAUGGUCCUCCACCAGGUCCUGCUUUUGGUCCACCCUUGAACUCCAAUGAGCACAACUCAAACCAGUAUGGCCCAAAUUCUUUUUCACUCAGGAAGGUCAAUUCAAUCCUUACUUGGGACCCAGCAACCCAGGGGGUCAUAGGAACCCGACCAAUUUACCACAUCAAUUUCCCAAUCCCCAUCAGCCUUCAAACAAAUCCUCACUAUCGCACCAACACCAAUCAAAACUUAUCCAUGUCUAACCCAACUCAAUCAAUACCUCUUCCAGUUUUUGACACUCUCAACACUCAAGCUCAACUGACCAAUGAAAACCAAGAGUGUGCACAAAUUGUUAGUAAUAAUGAUUCUUCCUUGAUUGGCCUGGUUGUAUACACAGCCCAGUGCCAUCAAGAGAUUGUUCAGAAAAUCAAAGAACUCUCAGCUUCCACUCCUUCUCCGACUCAUGAUACACCAAGCACCAACACCUCAGAUGUUCUUGUUCCGCGGUGGAAACCCAGGGAGGAGCUCAAGAAAUUUUGUACGGAUGCGCUCCUAGAGUCUAUUGGUAAUCCUGACCUUCAAGCAUACACCAAUACCAAAGGUGUAAUAACCCUGGCAGGCCAGAAAAAGACACUUAGUCAGUCAUUAGAGAUGGUUGUUACUAUCCUGCUUGGAAGGCCAGAAACUUUCCGACUGGAUCUGAAGCUCGGUUUCCCAAGGAAGUUGUCAAUCACAUCAAGCAAAAAGCCAAAAGCACUCGAGAGCACUUACAUGCUAUUCUCCGCCACAAUGCUAGCUCCAAACACGACUCUACAGACAACCCACUUCCAACUUUACAAGACCUCUUCGUCUCAUCUAUCAUACUUUACAUAG